UGUUUUCGGCUGCGAGUCGGCCGGCGGGGAAACCGACGCCUACGAGAGAGCUUUAAAAAAAACACAAGGAAUUUAAUUUGCGGUGUUCUUGUGGACACGGUCCUCGGCUGCAUCUGCCUGCGACACCGUACGUACCUGGGUGCUUUAGCUUCCUCUGAUCGAUGGGAGGGAACUGCUCCGUGCUGAUGGGCGACGAGAGAUGCGCCAUGGCUUCGCUGAGGUCGUCGUCGGCCGCCCUCAUGCCGUGGUGCAGGCGCCUGGGCGACAACGCGAUCGUAUGCUGCACGCCGGCGCACCUCUCCGCCGAGACGAUGCAGUUGAUCUCCGUCAUGGCCGCCGCAACAUUGAUGCUUGCUACAGGAACAAGCAUACGGAAACCUUUACUUGUGCCUCUCUUUGCUCUACGAGCUCCUUCUAGUGUCGUCUUAUGGUUGAGGGAUGAUUACGGUCGGUGGACUGCUUUUCUUGGUGGUCUUCUGCGUUUGCUAUACUUCAUUCCAGGUGAACUGGAACUUCCUUUAUCAACAGUGCUGCUUGUUACGUGCGCUCCUUACCAAUUUAUUAUGAACUUGAGAAAGUCUCAAGGUGCAGCAAUACUGGCCGCGGCAACAGCGGGUUAUCUCAUGUUCCAACAUUUCACCAGGAUGAGAUGCUUCAGGAAGGCCUUUGACCGUGAAUCAAUAAUUGCCACAUCUAGCAUCAUCUGCAUGACAGUUACCAGCCUUACAUUGGUGUUCUGAUCCAGCUCAAGCUGAAGGUACAUUGCAGGAGCUAACAUGAAAAAUUCAGUCUGCAGAGAACACUUGAAAAAAUGCAAAAACAAAACAAAAAACAAAAAACAAUCAUUUCUUUUGUAGGCAUAAGUUUGAAUACAGUGCAAUCAUUAAUUGGUUUGUAAAUUUUGUUUCCUCGAUCACAGUUAAUUGUGAUUAAACUACUGGCAUCUUGGCAGUGUUCCUGAAAGUCUUGGUUGAACUGCAUCACUUUUGAUCGUAUUGGAAUGUCUGCCGAGAAGAAAGGAUUGCCCUUAGCUAUUGCAGUGUUCCUCUGUUUCUUGUGUGAUCAAUUUGGAAUAGAACAUGAGAAAAAUUUUGAGUGCUACAGAAUCAAUUGGACCUUUCUGCAAUUUAAA
Sorghum bicolor (sorghum) is the source of this 1132-nucleotide messenger RNA. RefSeq names its product cold-regulated 413 inner membrane protein 1, chloroplastic. Bases 162 to 740 code for a protein of 192 amino acids. Lineage: Eukaryota; Viridiplantae; Streptophyta; Magnoliopsida; Poales; Poaceae. Gene Ontology annotation, cellular component: membrane. The transcript is spliced from 5 exons. The record is from RefSeq and is a predicted model, not a curated record.